CUAAAAAAUGCCCAAGGAUUACAAUGGAUCACCAAAGCAUUAUAAUCAGCUUGAAUCCAAGAGAAAUAGACUCACAUGGAUUUUAGGUGUAAGUGGUCUAUGUAUUUUGUCCUAUGUAAUGGGUGCAUGGAAAAAUACAGCAACACCUACUAACCAAUCUGAGGCAUACUCAAAAGUAGAUUGUAAUGUUGGAUCAACAGCUAGUUCUUCCUCAAUUUCAUCAUCUUCUUCGUCUUCGAAAUUAGAUUUUGCUAGUCAUCAUUCACUUGAAAUAAGUACUUCUGGAGGGAUAAAAGAGUUUCCACCAUGUGACAUGACAUAUAGUGAAUACACUCCAUGUCAAGAUCCAGCUAGAGGUAGAAAAUUUGACAGAAACAUGUUGAAAUAUAGGGAGAGACAUUGUCCUACAAAAGAAGAACUUUUGUAUUGUCUUAUACCUGCUCCUCCAAAAUAUAAGACACCUUUUAAAUGGCCUCAAAGUAGAGAUUAUGCUUGGUAUGAUAAUAUUCCGCACAAGGAGCUUAGCAUUGAGAAAGCUGUUCAAAAUUGGAUUCAAGUUGAAGGCGAUCGUUUUCGAUUCCCCGGUGGAGGUACCAUGUUUCCUCGGGGUGCUGAUGCGUAUAUUGAUGACAUUAAUGAGCUUAUUCCUCUUACUACUGGUAAUAUCAGAACUGCAAUUGAUACAGGGUGUGGUGUAGCAAGUUGGGGUGCCUACCUUUUGAAAAGGGACAUAAUAGCAAUGUCAUUUGCACCAAGAGAUACACAUGAAGCUCAGGUACAGUUUGCAUUGGAGAGAGGAGUUCCUGCUAUGAUUGGUAUCAUGGCUUCACAAAGGCUACCAUACCCAGCAAGGGCUUUUGAUAUGGCUCAUUGUUCUCGCUGCCUCAUUCCAUGGAACAAAAAUGAUGGUAUGUAUUUGAUUGAAGUGGAUAGAGUCCUUAGGCCAGGUGGUUAUUGGAUUCUUUCUGGCCCACCUAUUAGAUGGAAGAAAUACUGGAGGGGCUGGGAAAGAACUGAAGAGGAUUUAAAGCAAGAGCAAGAUUCCAUAGAGGAAGUUGCCAAACGCAUAUGUUGGAAGAAAGUUGUUGAGAAAGAUGACCUUUCCAUUUGGCAAAAGCCUAAAAAUCACCUUGAAUGUGUACAAACUAAACAAGUCUUUAAAACACCACAUAUUUGCCAGUCUGAUAAUCCUGACAUGGCUUGGUACCAAAAUAUGGAAAAGUGCAUAACUCCAUUACCAGAAGUUACCAGCCCAAGCAAAGUAGCUGGAGGGGAACUAGAAAAAUGGCCAAGACGUGCCUUUGCAGUACCUCCUAGAAUUAGUAGUGGUUUAAUACCAAGCAUCACUGCAGAGAAAUUUCAAAAGGACAAUGAAUUAUGGAAGGACAGAAUGUCACAUUACAAGCAUAUCACUCCUAUUGCUCAAGGAAGAUAUAGAAACAUUAUUGAUAUGAAUGCUUACCUUGGUGGAUUUGCAGCAGCAUUAUUAAAAUUUCCAGUUUGGGUUAUGAAUGUUGUUCCUUCAAAUUCAGCUCAUGAUACUCUUGGUGCAAUCUUUGAAAGAGGUUUCAUUGGGACUUACCAUGAUUGGUGUGAAGCUUUCUCAACUUACCCUAGAACUUAUGAUCUCAUACAUGCAGCUGGUGUAUUUGGCAUAUAUCAGGAUAGGUGCAACAUUACUGUUAUACUAUUGGAGAUGGAUAGAAUCUUGAGGCCAGAAGGUACAGUGGUAUUCAGAGAAGGAGUAGAGCUUCUCACAAAGAUUAAAAGUGUUACUGAUGCAAUGAAGUGGAAGAGCAACAUAAUGGAUCAUGAAAGUGGACCCUUUAACCCAGAAAAGAUUCUUGUUGCGGAAAAAACUUAUUGGACUGGGGGAGCUAAAGAAAAUAGCAACUAAUAGAUUUUUUUUUUAUUGCAAUUGCAACUCUGUUCUUCUUCUACUUAAACUUUUUUGUUUUCCCUCUUGGAGAUUGAAUUUUCUUUCCAUGUUUUGUUUCACUGAUUUUACAUUUCAAUCUUCUUAUUGCCUAUUUUGUAUUUAAAAGGCAACGAAUGACUUCAUUAAUGCAUCAAUUAUUAAUUGAUGUUAAUUUUAUUACCUCUAAUCGGAAAUCUUCUAUUAAUACCUCCUCGUGUUCGAUUCUCAGGAGUGUCCAUGUUUAGAUUUAGAACACAUGCUACAAUCU
Messenger RNA from Medicago truncatula (barrel medic), 2186 nucleotides. Its product is annotated as probable methyltransferase PMT18. The coding region runs from base 8 to 1897 and encodes 629 amino acids. Gene Ontology annotation, molecular function: methyltransferase activity. The record is from RefSeq and is a predicted model, not a curated record. The transcript has 5 exons. Gene Ontology annotation, cellular component: cytoplasm; trans-Golgi network; endosome. Lineage: Eukaryota; Viridiplantae; Streptophyta; Magnoliopsida; Fabales; Fabaceae.